Messenger RNA from Lactuca virosa, 522 nucleotides. Lineage: Eukaryota; Viridiplantae; Streptophyta; Magnoliopsida; Asterales; Asteraceae. The record is from the annotation of a GenBank genome assembly.
AUGUUGCAUCUUAAGGGGGGAAAUGAAAUCCAAAAAAUUAAAAACCCCGCUUUGUUUCCACCGGCUGAAAACCCUAGCUCGUCCCUGUCGAAAACCCCAUUUCUUUCUUUCUUCUCUCUCGAUUCUCAAACCACCACCGCUUCACUUCUCCACAUCGUGCUCAAAGUAGCUGCUCAAGUACCCGACAGUGGUCCAUGUGCCACAUACAUCGGCGAAGGUGGUUCCGGCAAUUUUGUCAAAAUGGUCCACAACGAAAUCGAGUAUGGGGAGCUUCAAAGCUUCUUGAUUGAAAUCACCGCAGACAUCUUCGACAAAGUGUUGGAUAAAACAGGCAUGAAAGGGACCGGAAAAUGGACCGUCCAACAAGCGGCGGAUCUAUCAAUCGCUGCCCCCACAAUCGCGACGUCUCUGGAUUCGCGAUUCCAGAGCGGAUUAAAAGACGUACGUGUUGAAGCUGCUAAGAUCUUUAAAUACGGUGGGUUCGGUGAUAUUUUGGAGACUCAAAAUGUGGAUAAACGAUAA